AUCAGUUUGACAGACAGCAACACACUAAAUUCAGAUUGAUUUGUUUCGUUUUUGUUUACCCUCGAGUUAAAAAAAUAAAAAUAAUAAAAAAUAAAAAAAAAAUCUCACUGGAUCUUAUGGGAAUAAAACACUCCUCCCGCUGCCUGCUUCUGAGGAGAAAGAUGGCGGAGACUGAGAACCCAGAGCAGACAAGCAGCGCCCCAUCGCAGGCUGUCCAGCCCGUGCCUCUUCCAAAGCUGGUGCAGUCCAUCCAGCAUGUCCCGCACACACCCGCUCUACCGAGUUGUCCUGGCAGGGGAAAGAUAGCCAAGUUUCUCAGCCCAGAGGAAAUGACAUCAAGGGAUUAUUACUUUGAUUCCUACGCACACUUUGGAAUUCAUGAGGAGAUGCUGAAGGAUGAGGUCCGAACGCUCACGUACAGGAACUCUAUGUAUCACAAUAAGCACAUCUUUAAGGACAAGAUUGUUCUAGAUGUGGGGAGUGGCACAGGAAUCCUCUCGAUGUUCGCAGCCAAGGCUGGAGCCAAGAAGGUGUAUGGGAUCGAAUGCUCCAGCAUUUCAGACUAUUCAGAAAAAAUUAUCAAAUCGAAUCAUCUGGACAACAUAAUCACAAUCUUUAAGGGUAAAGUGGAAGAAGUGGAGCUGCCCGUUGAUCAAGUGGACAUUAUAAUCAGCGAGUGGAUGGGUUACUGCCUGUUCUACGAAUCUAUGCUGAAUACAGUAAUCUUUGCAAGAGACAAGUGGCUGAAACCUGGAGGGCUGAUGUUCCCAGAUCGAGCUACCUUGUACGUCAUUGCCAUUGAAGACAGACAAUACAAGGACUUCAAAAUUCACUGGUGGGAGAGCGUGUAUGGCUUUGACAUGACCUGCAUCCGAAAUGUUGCUAUGAAGGAGCCCCUGGUGGAUAUUGUGGACCCCAAGCAAGUGGUGACUAACUCCUGCUUAAUAAAGGAGGUGGAUAUUUACACUGUGAAGACAGAUGAUCUCUCCUUUACUUCAGCGUUCUGCCUUCAAGUGCAGCGCAAUGAUUACACCCACGCUCUCGUCACCUAUUUCAACAUUGAGUUCACUAAGUGUCAUAAGAAAAUCGGCUUUUCAACAGCACCCGAUGCUCCUUAUACACAUUGGAAGCAAACUGUAUUUUACCUUGAGGAUUAUCUCACUGUGAGAAGGGGUGAGGAAAUAUACGGAACGAUCACCAUGAAGCCCAAUGAAAAAAACAUUCGUGAUUUGGACUUCACCGUUGAGUUGGAUUUCAAAGGCCAGCUCUGCGAGACAUCAAUAUCCAAUGAUUAUAAGAUGCGUUAAAUGUACUUAGGGAAGAUCUGUGCAGUAGUGUUAACCCAGCUUUCUUUUUAGCUGGUGAAAAAAAAACAACCUCUUUUCAAAUGCUGAUUGAAAAAGGGGAUUCCUGUUAAAGGGGAAAUGUAGUCAAUCCUGCUGGUAUCGUCAACAUCAGACAUCACGAGAGAUUGCUUAGAAAACGAGACUGAAUGUAACGCCUUCCGAAGAAUGUUUUCUGUUUUUAAGGGUGUGUUUUAUUUGUUGUUAAAGAAAUAGUAAGAAGACUAAAGAACAUGUCAUAUUUGGGGAGAGUGGUCACAGUUCUUCCAGGCAUUGCAUGUUCUAAAAUAUAUGGGGAAAUAUCUUUACUAAGUUAAAAUAAAGACUUCCAAUAAUCUAUCUAUAUCAUGCCAAGGUUGUAACGUGAACAAUAAAUGAGCAAGAUGCAGUUUACAUGAGCAUUGUGUUGCAAGAACAAAAUGUAGUGUUGAUGUAAUUACUGAAAGCAUUGGGCCCUAUGUUUUUAGACCUUGUUACUUUAAUAAGAAAGUAUAGGUUAUUUUCUAAGAAUAUAACAGUGAUUCAUAAUUAUUUAGUAACUUUUUUUUUGUAAGGUUGGAUUAGUCUUCAUAACUUCAGUAAAAUAUGAUUCAUUAUUAAUUUGCAUGGUUUCUAAUAACGUUAUGGUUUUAUUAGAUGUUAGGGUAUUUGAAAUAGUGUUAGGAACCCAGAGAGACAAGAUUAACACUCUUUAGGUGAACUGGUAGUAUUACAAGCACGGUAAACCGUGUGCAUGACAACUAUGAAAACAAUGUCCCACUCAGUAUUCUCCUGUGCAUCCAUUCAGUAAUUACUUUUCUUUUUUUUUUCAGAAUUCAGCACUUUAUUAAGAUUAAAUUAUGUCUGAAUUAUCAAGGAUGAUGUAUGGUUAACUGUUGGGUAAAAUACGUAUUUAGCUGCCUGGAACAAAGAAAACGCUGUAAGGUGUACGCACCAUGGUUUUAAAAUCAAUUUACCUUUUAUUAGCUUCAAGACCCUCUCACUGCUCCAUUAGAUAUCACAUAGUUGGACAUUUACUGCAAUAUCUAAAAUAUAUAAAAAGUUCAACACUAUAGACCAGCCCUUGCCAUGUUAAGAGUCCCAUAUUCUUUCUUUGCUGCACACAGUCCUAUCACAGAAGAUGCACUAACUCAGGUUUAUAACAAACUUCUAAGUGCCGUGCCAGCCCAGUGGGUGUCAUUUUAUGGAAUUAAGGAAGGGGCUGACCUAAGAUUUCGGAUGCCAAGCAUUAUAAGAACUUAAUUAUGAUUUAAACGCACAUUGCAAAAAAAAAAAAAAAAAAGUUCUAAAGAUUUUAGAAAAAUUUUACAGAAACGUUCAGAUUUUACUUGCCUAAUCAUGGCCAUCUGGGUUUACAACUAAUGUAACUUGAUCAUUCUACUUGUCAUCUUGUUUAUUUUUAUCUCUGAGGAUGGUUACACAGUUAUUCUAAUUAUUUCUUAAAUAUUUUCCUUAAGAUUCCCUCAUAGCACAAAAUAAAUGUGUGCUGUGCAAAAGUUGUGCCACCAUGCUGUCGCUAUGAUUAAGUUCAUGUGUUAAUGCGGUUACCCGUUAGCAUCAAUAGCUUUGCUGUAAUGUGAAUUUUAAUUCAAACAAAAUAUGUCUGAUAAAUGAUUUACAAUUCUUAACUCUAAACCAAUUCAAUUGUCAACAAAAGGCUAUAUUGACUAUAAUUGUUACAAGAGAAGUGCCUUUGUGUUAAAAUACUUUCCAAUAUCAGUGCUCUGUUCUGGAGGACUGUAAAGCCCCUGGCAGGCUCUACUCGGGUUGGAACCUACCUGGGUCAGGACCCGGUGUCAUGCGGGUUGGCUACGUGAUUUCACACUGCUUUUCAUAAAGCAGGGUCGACCUGGAUUACAGAAGGAAAUACACAAUGAGCACAUCAAUGCCCCUGAAGCAGCUUGUUACAGGCACUUCCAGCCAAGGCUCUCCGAAUUGAAUCGUCGGCCCAAAUUUUGAUUAGGGAAAAUGUUUCUUCAACCCUGCUACAAUCUGGCUCACGGGGUGUCUCAAUCAACAAAAAUAUGGCUAAACAGAAUAAACAGAAAUGUUCCUUGUGGAAGUGAAAUCUUCACGCAGGCGUGGCUGUUUGUUAUUUCGUUGGUUUACGAACAGCCUUCAUGCAUUUUGCCUUGCUCAACCCGGGUCAAAGAAUCUACACGGUUUCGUACUACGCACGAUUGUGACCCGGGUAACCACACCAUGUCAGUGUGAAAGGGGCUUAAGAUAAUGCUCUACUGAUAUAUGCAUACUGAUGUAUAUAUGCAUACUAAUGUAUGCAUAUUUAACAAAACUUCCAUUUACCUGUUUCGAGUAAGUUUUAUACUUGUUGUAGUACAUACUUUCUAUCUCAGACUCAUGUCGGAGCCUGUUAAUGAAAAGUUAUAUCAGAAAAUGCGAUAUUUACCACAUCUCAGCAUUGCUUUACUGAGCUGAAGAGGCUCUGCUGGUGGGUCGCUAAACGGAGGUUUUUUUAAACAUGCAUACAUAAAUAUUCACUUACAUUUUUUUCAACUGCAUCUGGUUGCGUUCCAUAACCAUCUCGCAGUAAGUGCUUAAAUAUGAACCAAUCUUUAGAAACGAAAAGCCUGCAGAAAUGAAACUGAAGCUAACAAAGGGUAAGAUUUUAAAAUCUUGAAACACUUAGAAAUCUUAUUGUAAUUUUAAUGGAAACUUGAAUUAAAGAGACUUCAAGACUGCUUACAGUAUGUGCAGAAGUAUCUUCAAAGGAGUGAUAGUUCAUAAAAGCAUUUGAAACAUUGUACUACUAUCUACUACUACAGUACUCCCUGUUUCAUUCUGAUGAAAAUCGUUCAGCUUUUUCUCUUUUUUACUUGAAUUGGGAAUAUGCAGGUUUUCCAGAGGUCAGCAUAAAAUACAUUGAUUCUUCCUGGUACAUGAUCAUUUUUUCUGAGGUUGGUAACAUGGUCUGAUUGGUGCUAGACCAUUGGAGUAAAAUUGACCUACAGCAUAGGGCAUAGGUACCAGGAAUCAACAAGAAUUUGAAUUUUAAAGUAUAACAAUGGAGUAAAUGAAAAUGCUUGAAUAAACAAGCUAAGAACAGAAAUAACAUUUUACUCAUAAAGAAAAUUAUUUUAAAACGCUGAUUAUCACUCCUUUAAAGAUAUGAUUUUAAUAAGCAUUAGUGUGUUUUAGAAUGAGCGCUGAUUGAUCACUGUGGCUGUGGUGGAACUUGACUGUUAUAUACUGUACCAUUGUGACAAUGAUGAUUUAUCUAACCUGCAUUUUGUUUUCUGUUAUAGGAUAGAUCAAGCUGUUAAGAUAGUGUGUCUUUGUAUCCAUCAGGUCAAAUUCAUGCUGUUACUUUAUUGAGGAGUGAGAUUUAUUAAAAUACUGUAUAUGAAAGGCCUUUGUAUUACCUUGAAAGAUUAAAAUGAUUCAUGACUGAA
This is a messenger RNA of Polyodon spathula (Mississippi paddlefish), 4753 nucleotides long. RefSeq names its product protein arginine N-methyltransferase 8 (gene prmt8a). Gene Ontology annotation, molecular function: protein-arginine N-methyltransferase activity. The coding region runs from base 117 to 1307 and encodes 396 amino acids. The transcript is spliced from 10 exons. The record is from RefSeq and is a predicted model, not a curated record. Gene Ontology annotation, biological process: peptidyl-arginine methylation. NCBI's taxonomy places the organism in Eukaryota, Metazoa, Chordata, Actinopteri, Acipenseriformes, Polyodontidae. Gene Ontology annotation, cellular component: plasma membrane.